AUGGCAAGUAGAAACAGUUGGAGGUUGAAGCAGUUGUAUCUGCAGAUGCCAUGCAAAGGAAGAAACUUUGAGGCUAUCUUCAGGAGAUUUGCCUUAACCUCAUCACAAGCGCAUGAGAAUUGCAAAACGUCCCUGCUAGACAAAUUGAAUGCCGAGAUUCCUGAAGAGAGUGACAACGUCUGCAUCUACCGAGUCCCCGCGAAACUGUGUCAAGUAGAGGAAAAGGCGUAUGAUCCGAGCAUUGUAUCGAUCGGCCCAUAUCAUUGCGGAGAUCGACAUUUGAAAAAAAUGGAGGAGCUAAAGCUAAAAUUCUUCCACAGGGUUUUCAGGUCAAAACAAGAACGUGAAGUUGAACUCGAGAGAGUGAUUUCGACGAUGGAGGAACUAGAACCGAAGGCUAGGAGUUGUUAUGCAGACGAUGUUAAGCUGGGCAGAGACGAGUUCAUUGAGAUGAUGACCAUGGAUGGCUGCUUCAUCCUGCAGCUCCUGACGGAGGUCGGCGGCCAUCGUUCUUCUUCAUCCCUCAUUCAAAGGUGGAUGUUGCCGACGCUGCGCCAUGAUUCAAUCAAGCUCGAAAACCGGCUCCCGAUGUCAGUUGUACACAAAUUGUUCGAUUUGAGCAAUGACAGUUCUCAAUGUGAAUAUGCGCCUCUUUCCCUCCAGGACCUCGCUUUAAAGUUCGUUAAGCCAUUAUUGAAGAGGGAUUUAAAUAUGAAUGCUGCCGGUGCCACCACUAUGAUGAAUACUCUGAAGGAAGAAAUUAGGACCUGUCACUUUCAUGAUCUUUUUCGAUCCAGCAUUCUCCCGGAGAUACAGGAUCAGGACCGGAAAAGGCAAGCGUUCAUGAUCCAAUAUACAACCGAGUUGAAAGAAGCCGGAGUGAUCCUCAAAAAUCACGAGUCUGACAAGGCAUUAGACAUAAGAUCGAAGGGGAGGGUCCUGAAGAUCCCACCACUCCACAUAGACGAUCACAGAGGCACGUUGUUCCGCAACAUGAUGGCCUUCGAGCAAUGCCACAAGAAAUGCAAACCCGAUGCAACAGCAUAUCUGUUCUUCUUCAACAGGCUCGUGAACUCGGCCGACGAUGUGGAGAUUCUCCAUUACAAAGGCAUAGUCCACCACUCCCUCGGAAGUUAA
Syzygium oleosum is the source of this 1137-nucleotide messenger RNA. Its product is annotated as UPF0481 protein At3g47200-like. Lineage: Eukaryota; Viridiplantae; Streptophyta; Magnoliopsida; Myrtales; Myrtaceae. Bases 1 to 1137 code for a protein of 378 amino acids. The transcript has a single exon. The record is from RefSeq and is a predicted model, not a curated record.